Messenger RNA from Scylla paramamosain (green mud crab), 6588 nucleotides. RefSeq names its product cation-independent mannose-6-phosphate receptor-like (gene Lerp). The record is from RefSeq and is a predicted model, not a curated record. The transcript is spliced from 5 exons. Bases 89 to 3376 code for a protein of 1095 amino acids. Lineage: Eukaryota; Metazoa; Arthropoda; Malacostraca; Decapoda; Portunidae. Gene Ontology annotation, biological process: lysosomal transport. Gene Ontology annotation, molecular function: D-mannose binding; signaling receptor activity.
GGCGCUGACUAAUAGUCAUGUGACAAGUUCUUCCUCAUCCCGCCAGCCUCGUCACUCGGACUCAUUCCUUGUUUAAACUCCCGCAGAUAUGGCCCGGCUAAGGUUGUUGCUUGGCACUUCUUUCCUUGCUGUAGUGAUAUUCACCGCGUUGAGCCAUGGCUUACCGUGCACAUUGGUGUAUGAACAACAGGAAUACGACUUAAGCAGUCUGUCCGCCGUGGACCACUGGCAGGUGAAAAUGACUAACGCUACUGGCAAUGACACGGUGAUUUACCUAAGUGUGUGCCAUCCACUCAGAAAUGUUCCGAGAGGCUGCUCCGGUAAUGAUACUGGUGCAUGUAUCGCUAAAGUAUCUAGUGAAAACAACGUGGAAGUCACUGUGCCUAACGCUGGGCGGGUGACCUCUGAUGGCUUAAGUCUUCAUGGACAAUUGGUGGAAUAUGUGAUGGGUGGUGGGGAUUCAUGCCCUGAAGGAGGAAAUAUAUAUCGUACCUUCAUCAACUUUAUAUGUACCCAGACACCUGAGGAAGAGACUGGGCCUGUACUUAUGAGCCUCACCAGGUGCCAGAUCCUCAUUGCUUGGAUGACGAGGUCUGCUUGCCCCCGCCGCUUGGAUGUGGUCACUGACACACAAUGCUCCAUACAAUUUCCCUCCUCUCACCACAAAUUACACUUACAGACUUUGCGUGCUGAAAAAUUUUACUCCGCAUCCUCUGUUCAACCCAAUGCAGAGUAUGAGAUCAACAUCUGUGGUCCUGUUAUGAAUGGCUCUUGCAAUAGGAAAGAUGUAGCUGUGUGUCACCACCCUGAGGGCAGAAGUCCUGAAGUCAUGGCCACCACACAAAACAUGAAUGUCAUGUGGGGAGAACAUGAGACCCUUAUUCUGACCUACCAAGCAUCUGAUCAGGGAAAGAAUGUGGAAGUUAUAUUUAUGUGUGACCUUAGUACUGCCAAGACUGAAGUCAACUAUAUGUCACAGAAUGACACAACUGUAUCCUUUGGUGCACAAACAUCUGCAGUAUGCCCUCCAUCUGCUAACCCAAGCUGUGUACUAAAGGACCAUGUUGGCAAUGUGUAUGACCUGCGACCUCUUCACAGGCAGCAAGAUAACUGGGAGGUGCUUCGGUCAACCAGUGAUGGCCAGGAGAUUUUGUACUACCUCAACAUAUGCGGACCAGUGAAUCCAGGUAGACAUUUCACAUGUCCUCCAGGCCUUAUUGGGGCAUGCAUGGCUGGAAUAAGUGAACAUUCUGCUUAUAAUCUAGGCCUUCUGAACUCUGAACCAACAAUCAACGUUGAAGAAGACUCCAUCACUAUCAUGUAUAAUGGAGGUGAACCUUGUAAGGGAGGCCAGCAUAGCUAUUCCACCAGAAUCAACCUGAUUUGUAGCCCUGAUGAACAUGGUCCAGUCCUAGUGAAAGAAACUGAAACUUGUGAGCAUGUUUUUGAUUGGCUGACCCCAGUGGCAUGUCCACGCCACUUAAACAUAGGGAGUGAUUGCCGAGUUGAAGAUCCUCUUUAUGGUAAUGUUUAUGACCUCAACCCAUUAAGAAAUAUUCACAAAGAUUACAGAGUGACUGGUGAGGGGGAUGAGUUUUUUAUCAAUUUGUGUGGUCCACUAGUGUCCUCCUGUGAUGGUCAGAAUGGUACAUCAGGAGUAUGCCAAAUCAGUAAUGGUCAACAGAUAAAUGCAGGACUUUCUACAUCUCAAGUAACCUUCAAUGAUGGAACCUUAAUUAUAAAGUACACAAAUGGAACAAGUGGCUGCCAGGCUAACAACACUAGAUCCUCACAGAUAAUUUUUCUCUGUGACCAUGAAGUAAGUGGCAGAGAUGGUCCCAAGCAUUUCAGACAAAAUGGAUGUUCAAAUGUCUUUUUCUGGAAAACAAAGUAUGCCUGUCCUUCUUUCCAUGUGGUUGACUGCACAUUAUACACUGCAGAUGGGACGAUGUACAACCUUCAAGAAUUGUCUUCGUCUUCCUCAAACCUUGAAUACUAUACAGCAGAUGAUAAAAAGUUUAUACUAAAUGUAUGCAGGUCUGUGGUGCAUCAAAAAGGCAGCAGGUGUGCGUACAGAGCAGGGGCAUGUAUUGUAGACCGUACUUACCAUAACAAUUCUGUAAAUAUUGGAGAGGUGCAAAGUGGACUCUAUCUUGAAGAUGGAAGACUCAUGAUAAGAUAUGCAAGAGGUGACCAAUGUGUGGGGCAUGAACGGUCUUACCAAACUCUCAUUGAAUUAAAAUGUGACAAAGAUGAAACCUACCCUAUCCCACAGUUGAUUAGUGAAGAAAACUGUACUUAUUAUUUUGAGAUCAAAAGUGCAGCAGCUUGCCCAGUGUCCAUGAAGAAUAAUACUAUGCCUCUGGUUGGAAAAGACUGUGCUGUCACAAGCCCCAGUGGUUAUGUUUUUAAUCUCAGUUCUUUAAAACGAGAAACUGAUUAUGAAAUCAAGAACCAGAAUGUCACCAUGACUCUGAAUAUCUGUGGAGCUUUAAAUAAUCCAGAAUGCCCAGGAGAAGGUGUUGGCAUCUGUAGCAAGGAUGUUAAUGCUGGUCAGGCAAAUGCUAAUCUUUACUACCUACCUGGACACCUCUCUCUCCACUACACGGGGGGAGAGCAAUGCCAUGGUAUUAUAAAUCGCUCCACCAUUAUCACUUUUGUGUGUGGUGCUGAAAAUGUGACUGAAGGCCCUGUGCUUGUCUUUGAUGAUAAAUACUCCUGUAUAUACUUCAUUACUUGGUACACUGAAUUGGCUUGUGAAAAGAGGAUAUCAUGCUUUGUGGAUACCUGGACCCACCGCAUUGAUCUCUCUCCACUCAUCAAGUCAGUUGACAAUUAUGAGACUGUCAACCCAGAAAAUCCCAAGGAAAAAUUUUACCUUAAUGUAUGUAGACCAUUGAAUCCCAUUGUUGGUCUUAACUGUCGGCCAGGAUCUGCUGUGUGCCUUUCCAAGCCAGGUCUACAAGGAAAUAAUCCUCUCAGCCUUGGCCACCCCAAUAUAAUACCAGUAUCUGACAAUGAAGGUGCCAAUAUUAUGUACGUACAUGGAGCCAAGUGUACUACUGAACCAGACUACAAUCUCUCUUCAAUGAUACACUUCAUAUGUGACCCAAGUGCAGGCAAGGGAAAGCCAGUGUUCAAGGAGGUGACACAUGACUGUCAGUACCAGUUUGAGUGGCGCACAUCAGUGGCAUGUGAUAUAUUGUUCAAGGAAGAAGAUUCUGGUCCACAAUGUCAAAUCAGAUAUGAUCAAGCCAAAGCAAACAUUGAUCUGAAACCUUUGUAUCGCCCUGAAGGAUAUCAUGUGCAGUUUAGAAGCAAAACUUUCACUGUAAAUGUUUGUGGGCCAGCAUGCAACAAUUCAGAUCUGUUGUAGUGGUGUAUGGAUUCAUGUAAUUGGCUCAUAGCCAAGAGGAGCUUGGUUCAAGAUCCGUAUCUAAUAGAGAAAAGAUGCCGUAAGCCAUUAUGACUUAUCCCUGUAACCAACUGAGGAGGCCAGUUUUCAGCUGUUAACUUAUUAGCCUGAUGGUGAGUGAUAAUGUUCAGAAGAAAUUUAAUCUAAAUUAGUUUCAUUUAAUGUUGUGCCAUUUCUCAAGUGUUGUGACUACAACUGUCAACAUCAUAUUAGAAAAUGUAUGCUGUGAUUACAGUUUUUACUAUUUGAUAAAUAACUAGAAUAAUUUCACGCACGCACGCACACACACACACACACACACACACACACACACACACACACACACACACACACACACACACACACACACACACACACACACACACACACACACACACACACACACACACAAAGAUGUUAAUUUAGUAUGAGAUACAUUCCGAGAGAUGUUCCUUUAAAUCAGUUUUACAUUUAAGUGAUGUGUUUCUUUAUUAAAUAACUAAAUCUGGUUCUUGAAAGGAACAUGAAACAUCUGUAUUAAGUAAAUAUAGUAUAAUAAUCUAUUGUUUUAAUUUUGAAGUGGCUCUUUCCUUUGCAUACAAAGUGUAUGUCAAGAAAACAAUAAAUUGAAGGGGGAAAAAAAUCAAAUGCCUCUAAAAGUGAUAUUUUGACAUAUUUUUUGUUGGCUUCUUUAUUAUUUUACAUUUUUGUGUUACAUUUUACACUUGCUUAUAUGAAGACAUUCAUUUUGUACUUCUUUAUAUGAAAACAUAAUCCAAGUUUCUUGACUGUCUCUUUGGAGGAUUAAAAAGACCAUCUUACAUACUGAGAUGCUAUUUAGUGCUAAGUUUAUAUAUCAUGAAGUAGUAUGCCAAGAAAAUUUGAUGGCAUAUACAAAAUUUUCUUAUAUAUAUAUAUAUAUAUAUAUAUAUAUAUAUAUAUAUAUAUAUAUAUAUAUAUAUAUAUAUAUAUAUAUAUAUAUAUAUAUAUAUAUAUAUAUAUAUAUAUAUAUAAUUUUUUUUUUUGCUUUACUGUUAAUUAAUUUUCUGUGCAUUUCAUGAGAAGAAAUAAGAGUAGUUAUUGUGUAUGCUUUGAGUUUUAGUUUAGUAAAAAACCAGCAAAAUAUAUAUAAAGAAGCAUUUAUUAGAGACAGUGGGCAAGAGAAACCACUAAAAUGCUCCAAGAAUAGGUAAUUAACAAAACUGGUGAUUCAUUAAUGACUUUUUACAUCAUUGUUGCCCAGUCAUAAGGUUUAUGUUAGUGCACAAACAGAAUGAAGAGUAAUAUAUACUUAGAUGCAAGCCUGUGUUGCAUUAUGUUAUGGAAACCAUAUAAUUAAUUUGUAUAACUUUUACAUAAGAUCAGUAAGAAGAGGGAAUAGCCCCAAAAUAAAGUAGAAUCAAUGGUAGAAUGGAAAUGAGGAUGUCAGCCAACUAAAAGAAGACAGAAGAAUAAAAAAUAAAAAGAAGUCAGGGAACAGAAUAAAAAGUUAUGCAUUGGAAAAAAGAUGCCAGCUGGAAUAAAAACAAUGUAAAUAAGAAAUACUGGAACUGGUUGUGAAAAAGACUUAUCCUUGAGAAAUGGAGCAAAUGCUACCUUAGCAGAAAUUAACUGGUAAAGCAUGGCUAAAUAUCAAAUAAAAGGAGAAAAUUUAAUUGAGACUGCAAGGCAUGUUAUUUUCUGCAGAAUCUCAAUAGUGAGUUAUAAAGGCACCAAAAACUAGAUCUUGUAUAAAUGAGUGCAAAGCAAUCAUAACUGUAAUCUAGCUUAGAAUGAGAUAUACAUGCAGAUGUUGAGUGCACCCCAAGAAACAUGAAAUAAGGACUGGGACAUCAGCUUUUCAAAACAUAAAACUUAAUAGAAGAAUGUCUUUUAUCUAAAAGAGACUUGUUUCUUCUUAUUGAGGAAUUUAUUAUAAGGAUAUUGCUACAAAAUUCACUUGCUUAUAUUCAGAAAGAGGAUUAUAUACUAAAACAUAAUGAUAAUAAAGAAAUGGGUAGUUUCAGCAGUUGUCUGAAAAUUGCUGAACAUCAUUAACCAGAGCACAAAAGUCAUCUAUGAAAAAUAGAAUUUCUACAUAGCAUCAUGUCUCUUAGCAUACUGCUUCAUGACAGCUGCUUAUCUCAUGAGAGAUUAAGUUUGUAUUAGUCUACUGUUUGCCAGAGUGGACAUCCCAAGAACAUAACAUAUAUAUAUUUCACCUUGUAUAUAAGCAUGGGUCUCUCUCUCUCUCUCUCUCUCUCUCUCUCUCUCUCUCUCUCUCUCUCUCUCUCUCUCUCUCUCUCUCUCUCUCUCUCUCUCUCUCUCACACACACACACACACACACACACACACACACACAUGUAUGUACAGUAUAUACUCAAGUAAUAGUCAGUCUUUUGCAAAACCUUAACAUAGGUUUUUUUCAUGCAGUGGUUUUGAUCCACAGUGUCAUACCAGGGAUGGGAUGUGGAUUUUUAAAACAUAUUACCUAUUCUGUAAACACUACUUGUAAGCAAAAAUGAUACAUGAAUGAUACUUUAUGUAUUCAGUUUCACUAUAAUCACUAUUCCUGAAGGGGUAUGUGAUUGCAUUUCCCUGAAAUUAUUAUAACUGUAACAAAAUACUACCAGUCUGUUGAUCUGAGGUGUAGACACAUUGAGUUGGUGACAGUAGCAUAUUAUGUUAGACUGACAUUUUUUUUCUUUUUUAUAUCAGUUGCAGUAUUUACAUUGCUCAUUUCAAUGUUUUAAAGUAUGUGACUCCAACAAAGACAAAAAUGUAAUGGGCAAAAACCUGCAGUGCAAUAUUGAUGCUGGGUAGUUAUAGUAUGUGUACAAUAUUGUGGUAGUUACAGUAGCAUAGAUUUCAGUCACUAAAAUGUAAUCUUGAUGUAGAAGUUGAUCUCAUACACUUGUGUCCAAAACUGGUUUCAAAGUACUGACCUAUAUUCAAGUAUAUACAGCAUGUAUGUUAUCAUUUACUUAUUACAGACCAUUGCUUAUUGUUUAUUAGCUUCAUUUAAUUUGAACUUUUCUGUUAUUUGGAUAUGUACAGUAGUGUAUACAGACCAUAUAUGCCACAAAAUAUGCUGCAAUAGAUAAACAUAGGUAUAAAAAUAAUGAGAGAGAGAGAGAGAGAGAGAGAGAGAGAGAGAGAGAGAGAGAGAGAGAGAGAGAGAGAGAGAGAGAGAGAGAGAGAGAGAGAGAAUAAU